Molecule: messenger RNA, 1611 nt
Organism: Cryptomeria japonica (Japanese cedar)
Lineage: Eukaryota; Viridiplantae; Streptophyta; Pinopsida; Cupressales; Cupressaceae
Product: polyubiquitin
Exons: 2
Coding region: 195-1340 (381 amino acids)
Biological process (GO): modification-dependent protein catabolic process; protein ubiquitination
Cellular component (GO): nucleus; cytoplasm
Molecular function (GO): protein tag activity; ubiquitin protein ligase binding
Source: RefSeq, a predicted model, not a curated record
UAUACAAACAGCGGGCCACUUGGAUGCGAGUCAGUGGACGCGACUCUAGUCGGCAAAAACUCUUCCUCAUGCGCUACAAAUAGACCAUUCCAUCCCUUAAUUUGCAUCCGUUUUCGAUCUUUUUCUGCAUUUUUCUCGCUGUGCACGGAAGGCUUUCUUUACAGGUGAUUUUAAGGCUCGUCUUUAGCUUCAACAUGCAGAUCUUUGUUAAGACCCUCACCGGCAAGACCAUCACUCUUGAGGUUGAGAGCUCCGAUACCAUUGACAAUGUAAAAGCCAAGAUCCAGGACAAGGAAGGGAUUCCCCCGGACCAGCAGAGGCUUAUCUUUGCUGGGAAACAGCUUGAGGACGGACGUACCCUAGCAGAUUAUAACAUACAAAAGGAAUCCACCCUCCACUUGGUACUCCGUCUCAGGGGAGGCAUGCAAAUCUUUGUUAAAACCCUCACCGGAAAGACCAUUACACUUGAAGUAGAGAGCUCUGACACCAUUGACAAUGUUAAGUCCAAGAUCCAGGACAAAGAGGGCAUUCCCCCAGAUCAGCAGAGACUUAUUUUUGCUGGAAAACAGCUCGAAGAUGGUCGGACAUUAGCAGAUUAUAACAUUCAAAAGGAGUCAACCCUCCAUCUUGUGCUUCGUCUCAGAGGUGGCAUGCAAAUUUUUGUGAAGACCUUGACUGGGAAGACUAUUACUCUGGAAGUUGAGAGCUCUGACACUAUUGAUAACGUGAAGGCCAAGAUACAGGACAAAGAAGGCAUCCCGCCAGAUCAGCAGAGACUGAUAUUUGCUGGUAAGCAGCUUGAAGAUGGACGUACUCUUGCUGAUUAUAACAUUCAGAAGGAGUCCACUCUCCACCUUGUGCUUCGUCUCAGGGGAGGCAUGCAAAUCUUCGUGAAAACCCUCACUGGAAAGACCAUUACGCUCGAAGUGGAGAGCUCUGACACUAUCGACAACGUGAAGGCCAAGAUCCAAGAUAAAGAAGGCAUUCCACCAGACCAGCAGAGGCUCAUUUUUGCUGGGAAGCAGCUUGAAGAUGGUCGGACAUUGGCUGAUUAUAACAUCCAGAAGGAGUCGACUCUCCAUCUUGUGCUUCGUCUGCGAGGUGGUAUGCAAAUUUUUGUCAAGACCUUGACUGGAAAGACCAUUACUCUGGAGGUGGAGAGCUCUGACACCAUUGAUAAUGUGAAGGCCAAGAUACAGGACAAGGAAGGCAUUCCUCCGGACCAGCAGAGGCUCAUUUUUGCUGGUAAGCAGCUUGAAGAUGGACGUACCCUUGCUGAUUAUAACAUUCAGAAGGAGUCCACCCUUCAUCUAGUACUUCGUCUCCGUGGUGGGUUUUAGGAAUUAGUUGGGCUUUUAUUUGGACUUCUGAAUGGUGAAUUUCAUGAUUACUUAAAACAGACUCCGUAUGUGUGGUUUAUUUCUAUGUAAGCAUGGAAUAAUGCCUGAUACAAUAUGGUUUUUAGCCAAGCCAGUUGAAUCCAGAAUUGGUUCCUUGGCAGUCUACUUUGAAAUUCUGUAAGAGAAUGUAGAUCAGUAUAUCUUGUUUUAAGACAUCUUUUUGUUUUUUAUUUCUAUUGUAAUAAACUAUAUGUGGAGUUUUGUGGUUUAA